UACACAGUGCCACACUUUCACUUUUAAGUCUAACAAGUUGACUGUGGAAAAAUUUAGAGAGGAUGUGUGGUGUGAGAAAAACAGGCUGUGCUGCCAACAUUGUUCGACUAUAGUAGAAGACCAAAAUAACGGACACAGUGGACUCAUUUGCUUUCCAACCACUGUUGGAUUCAACGUUUAAUGACUUUUAUUAUUUGUACUACAAAAACACUAACUGGGAAUAAUGUUUUUCCGUUGGAUUCUACUGGUUGUCUCUUUGACGAAUUUCCUGUGGGACUUUUAUGUGUCCAGUUGUGAUGAGAACUGUGCAGAUAAACCUGAGUUCACUCCCUCCAUACUGGUUGUCAAGUUUGGUGACCCGACCUCUGCCAGCUGCUCUGCAUGUCAGCAUGACUGCAUAGGCCACAUUUUUAAAAUCGAAAGCAAUUCAGGAAAGACAGAAACAAGCGGGACCAUGAUUACAUGGAUGGUCAACAGGCUGACUGAGUGGGACGCAUCACCCUUGUGCUACUAUACCAUUCCUCAAGCCCAGUGUUGUACCACCCUGCCUGUGACUGUCUACAAGCCUCCAGACAAUGUGUCCAUCAGCUUUGAUAAUCACAUUGGGCCAAUGUUUGAGGGUCACCAGUACACUCUGCAGUGUACAGUGGAGGAAGUCGCUCCUAUUGAAAACCUCACUGUGACUUUUUAUAAAGGACAAACAACACUGGGUCAACUUCAUUCUGAAAACAUCACAGAGAAGAAACCAGUGACUGAGACCUUCACUUUAGACAUCACCCCCAGUAAAGAAGAUGAUGGAGCCCAGUACUGGUGUGAAGCAAAGCUGGAACUGGGACCUGCAGGACCACAGCCCCCUCCAGUGGUGAAGUCACAAAAGAUCCCAGUCACUGUGUACUAUGAGCCUCAGAUAGAAUCAUCUCCUGCACAUACGAUCACCAUCACAGAGGGAGACCCUCUACAACUGAACUGCUCAGCUGUGGGAAACCCCAGCCCCUCGUACACCUGGACACUCCCAUCGACUCACUCUUCCUCCCUCAAUAGCAGCAUUUUCACUAUCGACUCUGUAACUGCUGCGGAUGAAGGGCCGUACAACUGCUCUGUCAGCAACAUCAUGGGGAAUGUCACUGUGAGGUUCAGAGUGGUCGUCCAAGGUUUAACCACAACCACACUGCCAACAACAACUACAACAACCGCAACAACCGCAGCCACCACAACAACCCCAAAGCCAACAACCACCCCGAACAGUGCCACCACCAGCAGCGCACUGCUUCACAGGUUCAUAAUGUGUUUCAUGCUUUUAUUCUCUACUCUGGGGACUUUAACUCAGCUGGCUGCUCACAGGCUGAAUAACCGAGUGUUUGUUACUUUCAAUUUUGAGUCGCAGUCUCUCUGGCCAUCUUUGGACUCGACCGUUUGUAUUACCGUGCAUCUCGUUCGUUUACAAGACCCACCGGAGACAAUGUUAAGCUAUCGCAUCUUUGUGGUUUUGUCUUUGAAUAUUCUGCGUGACCUGAGUAUGUCCGUUACUGGCUGUGAUGAGAACUGUGCAGAUAAACCUGAGUUCACUCCCUCCAUACUGGUUGUCAAGUUUGGCGACUCGACCUCUGCCAGCUGCUCUGCAUGUCAGCAUGACUGCAUAGGCCACAUUUUUAAAAUUGAAAGCAAUUCAGGAAAGACAGAAACAAGCGGGACCAUGAUUACAUGGACGGUCGACAGGCUGACUGAGUGGGACGCAUCACCCUUGUGCUACUAUACCAUUCCUCAAGCCCAGUGUUGUACCACCCUGCCUGUGACUGUCUACAAGCCUCCAGACAAUGUGUCCAUCAGCUUUGAUAAUCACACUGGGCCAGUGUUUGAGGGUCACCAGUACACUCUGCAGUGUACAGUGGAGGAAAUCGCUCCUAUUGAAAACCUCACUGUGACUUUUUAUAAAGGACAAACAACACUGGGUCAACUUCAUUCUGAAAACAUCACAGAGAAGAAACCAGUGACUGAGACCUUCACUUUAGACAUCACCCCCAGUAAAGAAGAUGAUGGAGCCCAGUACUGGUGUGAAGCAAAGCUGGAACUGGGACCUGCAGGACCACAGCCCCCUCCAGUGGUGAAGUCACAAAAAAUCCCAGUCACUGUGCACUAUAAGCCUCAAAUAGAAUCAUUACCUCCAGAUGAGAUCACCAUCACAGAAGGAAACCCUCUACAACUGAACUGCUCAGCUGUGGGGAAACCCAGCCCCUCAUACACCUGGAAGCUCCCAUUAGAUAGCCCCUCCCCCUCCAAUAGCAGCGUUCUCACUAUCAGCUCUGUAACUUUUGCGGAUGAAGGGUUGUACACCUGUACCGUCAGUAACAGCAGGGGGACUGUCACUGUGAAGUUUAAUGUUGAUGUCCAAGUCAACAUGGGAAUCAUUACAGCCGUGAUAAUUGGAGUUUUUGUUCUUGUCAUGACCGUCUUGAGCCUUCUUGUUUACUUCUAUUGCUACAAACCCAGCCGAGUGGGACAGUACAACCUGAAGGACGUUUUCCGUUUGCACGCACGACACUCCACCGUGCCCUGUGCAGAGUAAGUCUGCGGGAGGACAUAAAAUGUGUAUGGACCUUUGUUGCAUCUCUCGCUCCCUCAUUUCCUGUUAUCUCUCCACUGACACUAUCUAAUGAUAUACAGUACCCCAAAUUAUAUCAUAAAAAUGAGUUGAAUUCAAGUUUUAACUUUAACUUUAACUUAACCUCACUACUGAAUGGAACAAGUCACCAUCUCUCUUUUAUCUGCUGUGUUUACAGAAGCUUUAUAUACAAAUACUGGUUUUGUACAAAAACAUACAGUAGAUCAUGUAGUAGUAGCUUACAGAGACAUAACUUCAUAACUUUAUAGAAGCAUCAUUUGACAGUGAUUACAAGCAACUAUCCAAUAUGCCGAGAGGGGAUUCCCAUUAAUGUAUGGGGUUUAUUUUUAUGAAAAAUAUUUUGUCAUAAUUGAAAGCAGCUAUUCAGUAAAUCUACAUACAUUUAAAGUGCAGUGUUAAAGUCUUACACAGUGUUGCACUGCAACAUGUAUGUAGCUCAGUUCCUUACAACAAAAUUGUGAAUAUUUCACUUUGUCUAGAGUUACAAGACCAAAUCCUCUGUAUGUGUGAAGCAAAUACAAUAUUAUGGGUCACAUCUUCUUUUUUUAAGAGACAGGACUUUUUACCUUAUCAAUAUAGAUUUUUCUUGUUCCCACAAAAAGACUAAUGACGUGUUGUCCAUCUCUCAGUGCAUUCCUGCUUUCCUUCCCUGUGUGUAGCACCCAGCCCCAGGUUCAUUAGCUCGGGGUUGAGCGUGUAGCAACAUUGCUCAAAGGGAAGUUCAAACUGGAUUUGUUGGGGACUAUUUUCAGCUGUGGAUUUAUAUAUAUAUUUGGCGCACUAGUGAGUAUUAAAGACAGCAGGAUGUUGUACAUGGGUUGGACUCAACACAAACCACAGUGCACCUGUUGACUGUAAUGAAGGAACAUUGGUGCAACCAUUUGACACAUGAUAGGUUUUUAAUAGUUUUGCAGUGGUGGCUAAAAGUUUGGUAGACAGGGUCGUGUAAACGCCACCCUAGGAUCUACUUUAGAUUUAUAAUCGUGCUUUUGUGGUACAUUUUAUGAAACAAAUUUGUAACUCGUCAGAUUGUUACAAAAUCAUUUCCACACAGACUUGUGAGGUGUCCUGAGGCAGUUGCCUGUUUUACCUGGUUGGUAAUCCAGCCUCGAGUAGGAUCAGCUCAUUGUUUGUUUCGUCUUUUCAUGGGAACUGAAUAAUGAAAAUAGAGACUAUCACCAGACUUAUCCUUGAACGGAUGCACAACCUUGAGUUUGGUAGAGAGCCUCUGGUUCAACAGGUUUAGCAGUAAAUAUAGAAGUGCUGAUAUUGUUGCUGUUGUCGUCAUUUCAGUGCCUUACUCUGUUUGCAUUCCUAUAAACUGUCACUUCAUUGGUUUUUAGAACGUCAGACAAAGGACUGCAGUUCAACAUUAACUAGUUUGCCAGCUCUGGCACAUUUACAGAAAUGUUGAUUAAUGUGCGUUGUCCUGAAAUACACAAAUGUUUUAGUCCAGCUGCAGUUUUAUACAGAAACAUAGUUGAUUAUUGAAGUAGAAUGCUGGCAGACAAAAGUUUACAUUCUAUACCAAUUGUUUGAUAUUAGAAUAUGAAUUUAUAUUAAAUGUAUACAAGCUAAUAAUGUAAAUUGAUGUAUGACUGAGAAGUGGAAGUAGUAUAUAAAUAAAUAAAUAAGUAUUUAAUUUGAAUAAUAAAAAAGUUAAAUGAUAAAUUACAACAAUCAAAUUUAAAAAAAAAUGAACCAAUUUUAUAUUUUGUCAUUUGCCAAGGGAAAUGAGAAACUAAAUUUAUGUUAUGUGGUGCUUAUUGGGCCACACUGGUCUGAAACAAGGUGAAGGUGUUGUUUUUGGUUUCUCUCUGUUGUAUUUUGGCAGUCUUACUGCAAAUGACCUAAUAACUUCAUUCAGAGAUGUGCUGUGUAUAUAUAAAGCUCAAUAUUAUUAUGUGAAAAUGCUUGCACAGGACUUCACAGCUGUGUGUUUAAACCACUGAAACUUUGAGCCUGACCUCAUUCCCGCCCAGCUACUGAUGGUGCAAGUUUCUGUGUGCAUGUAUUUGUAGUGUAUAUCUUUGUGUAUGGUGUAUGCAUUGUAUUCAGAGAUGUGCUGUUUAUAUUUAAAGCACACACACUUUCUGUGUGCGUGUAUGUGUGUGUAUAUUUGUUGUGUACAUGUGUGUAUGGUGUAUGCAUCUGUUGUAUUGCUGUGCUAGCUUAAUGACACUGGAAAAAAAGAACUAGAUGCAAGCAAAAACUGUAUAAAACUGAACUGCUCACUUUAAGAAAAUGCUUUGACCACAUUUAUUUGAAAAUGUAAUUAAAUUAUCACUUUGUACAAACAA
Messenger RNA from Epinephelus lanceolatus (giant grouper), 4920 nucleotides. Its product is annotated as vascular cell adhesion protein 1-like. Gene Ontology annotation, molecular function: integrin binding. Gene Ontology annotation, cellular component: membrane. Gene Ontology annotation, biological process: cell-cell adhesion. The record is from RefSeq and is a predicted model, not a curated record. NCBI's taxonomy places the organism in Eukaryota, Metazoa, Chordata, Actinopteri, Perciformes, Serranidae.